ACCCGUCUCUGCUUCUAGUACCUUUGUGGGCGGGAACAACAAAACUGCUUGUUGAAGUAACCAAUGUUAUUUAAACAGAAAAUCUCCCGCAUUUGCUGUCUAUUUGAGUGAUUGCAACGAGAGCAGUGACACGAAGGCGGGAAUUAUAUGAUGGGUGUUAUACUGUGAAGUUUAGUUGUGGCGCGCUGUUUGAAAAACGUUACAAAAAGAAAAAAGGGAUACAUAAGGGAUACAUUUUCAUUGAUCUUAUGAAAAUAAAACCGUCACAGAAUUAGACAACACGGACACAGUGGUACAGUUUGAUAGGGAAAAUGGUGACUUCGGGUAUUGGUACUCCAAGGAAAAGGAAACAUAGUUCUGAAGGCCCUCUUUCUGAAAAGCUCCUUAAAGACUUCGGUUCUCCACUGAGAAGGAAAUCUCCAAGGUUACCAAGCUCUCCUCUUGAAAGAACAGCCUUAAAAUCCAUUGAUCAUGAAAAUGAAAAUUGCUCAUCCCCUCUCAAAUCGCUCUCUCCAAUAAAACAAGUAAAGUCUUCUCACCAGUCUGCCGUGGCACCAGCAGGGCUUUCCCAGUUCAACUGGUCUCCAAAGCCUCCUUCCGCCUUCAAACCGUCUGUGAAAACUGGAUCUUUCUAUGGCAAGGGGAAAGUGCUGUAUCUCACACCCCUGGAGAGAAAAGCUGUGAAUGAUGGCAAACCUACAAUAAUCAAUGAAAGAAAGAGGGGUCAUGUCACCCUGCCUAAAACUUCACCAAAGACAAACUUGGGGGUCUCCCGUUCUUCCAGAACCCGCAUUACGGAUUACUUGAAACCAAAACCAGCCACUGAGACAUCAAGUCAGUCGAUACCGAGUGACCCCAGGGAACGGGGACUAAAGACAUUUUCCUCAUUGCGCUUCAGUCGUCUGAUGGCUAAACACAAGCCCAAACUCCUGGUUGGUGCUGCAUUCUUUGCUACCGGCACAAAAGGUUGCUCCAUAUAUAAAAAACAGACACAAAAAAAAAGCAAGCCAGCCCCAUACAAACCCAAAACUAGACCAACUGAAAUUGAUGAAAAAAAGCAAGACUCGGACCAACCCAUCAGAAACGUGGACAUGGUCGUACUAAAACAUCUGCUGCAGGACCAUCCCAUCACCAAGCAAGUGAAGGUUGUUCUGAGGAGAAUCAGUGGACUGCAGGCCAACUCGGGUUCACCUGAAACAAAGACAGACCAACAUCUGCUGCAGAACCAUCCCAUCACCAAGCAAGUGAAGGUUGUUCUGAGGAGAAUCGGUGGACUGCAGGCCAACUCGGGUUCACCUGAAACAAAGACAGACCAACAUCUGCUGCAGAACCAUCCCAUCACCAAGCAAGUGAAGGUUGUUCUGAGGAGAAUCGGUGGACUGCAGGCCAACUCGGGUUCACCUGAAACAAAGACAGACCAACAUCUGCUGCAGAACCAUCCCAUCACCAAGCAAGUGAAGGUUGUUCUGAGGAGAAUCGGUGGACUGCAGGCCAACUCGGGGAACUCAAUGGGUGAACUGAGCAAGGUGGAGGACUGCAGCACAGCAGAGAUAGGAUCGGACACAGUGUUUGACUUCAGUAACACAUCUUUACAUCUCAAACAGGCUAGGGAAACAUCUCCACCGGCUGAAUCAGACUAUCCUAUCUUCAGUACUCCCAGCUCUACAAUGAAAGGGCACUGUCCUGCAAGAGCUGAACUGGCGUCUCCUGUGGUGUGCCGGAGCCCUUUGUUGCCUGUAGCUGCUCUACCCAAACCAGCUAAGCUGCAGAGGAACAUCAAGAGAAAUAAAGUUUCUGACAAGCAAGCCACCGAUCAACUCAUCAUUGAUGCUGGCCAGAAGCAUUUUGGUGCCAUUGUGUGCAAAUCCUGUGGCAUGAUCUAUACAGCAGGCAGCACUGAGGACGAAUUUCAGCACACGCAGUACCAUCAGAGCCUCCUGGAUAAAAUUAAGUUUGUGGAGUGGAAGAAAGAGCGGGUAGUUGCUGAAUACUGGGAUGGAAAGAUAAUACUUGUGCUCCCAGAUGAUCCAAAAUAUGCAGUUAAAAAGGCUGAUGAAGUACGUCAACUUGCUGACAACGAACUGGGAUUUAAACAAGUCUCGCUGAGCUGUCCCAGCAGGAGUAAAACAUACCUGUUUGUGAACAGUGAGAAGAAGAUUGUUGGGUGUCUUGUAGCAGAACAGAUCAAACUGGCAUUCCGAGUGUUGGAUGAGCCGGUUGAACAGGAGGAGUUGAAAAAGCAUGAACUGCUGGAGCAUCACAGAGCUUGGUGUUGCUCCACAAAGCCAGAAAAUGCCAUCUGUGGAAUCAGCAGGAUCUGGGUGUUCAGUCUGAUGCGGAGAAAGGGCAUUGGCAGGCGCAUGGUGGACGCAGUCAGAAACACGUUUAUGUACGGAUGCCACCUAACUAAAGAGGAAAUUGCUUUUACCGAUCCAACUCCAGAUGGCAAGCUGUUUGCCAGCAACUACUGUGAAACCCCAGCUUUUUUGGUGUAUAACUUCAUUAGUUAAACACAUGCUUUUUGUAUUAAUAGUGUUUUAUGCAGUGAAAUGUUGUGGCUUUUGUUUUGUGCAGCAGGUACCAUGUAACUUUAAACAAUAAUGAGAAAUUAGUUUUGGUGACUUCACAAGCUAAAAACAUCUGCUUCUAAAUAAAAUAUGUUCAAGAUUUAAUACACUAAUAUUUAAAUGUUCUUUUUUGUGUGUUAACAGUAUGUAAUUUUGUAAAUAGUUUAAAAAAGUUACUUAUGUUAUUUGAAGAGUGAAUUACAGAUGAUAUUCACUUUGAUAGGUCAGUGACUUGGCUGUAAAAAGGUGUCCCUUGUAUGAAAAUUGUAGGUCAUUGUAUUACUCUU
This is a messenger RNA of Acipenser ruthenus (sterlet), 2854 nucleotides long. Its product is annotated as N-acetyltransferase ESCO2-like. Lineage: Eukaryota; Metazoa; Chordata; Actinopteri; Acipenseriformes; Acipenseridae. Gene Ontology annotation, cellular component: nucleus; chromatin. Bases 312 to 2510 code for a protein of 732 amino acids. The record is from RefSeq and is a predicted model, not a curated record. Gene Ontology annotation, molecular function: protein-lysine-acetyltransferase activity. Gene Ontology annotation, biological process: mitotic sister chromatid cohesion. The transcript has 11 exons.